AUGCCUCAGUACAUAAUGGAACUAAAGGAACUGGACAGACCAAGAAACACUAAGAAAUAUGAGACCACAGACGAGGAGACCACAGACGAGGAGACCACAGACGUGGAGACCACAGACGAGGAGACCACAGACGAGGAGACCACAGACGAGGAGACCACAGACGUGGAGACCACAGACGAGGAGACCACAGACGAGGAGACCACAGACGAGGAGACCACAGACGAGGAGACCACAGACGAGGAGACCACAGACGAGGAGACCACAGACGAGGAGACCACAGACGUGGAGACCACAGACGAGGACACCACAGACGAGGAGACCACAGACGAGGACACCACAGACGAGGAGACCACAGACGAGGAGACCACAGACGUGGAGACCACAGACGAGGAGACCACAGACGAGGAGACCACAGACGAGGACACCACAGACGAGGAGACCACAGACGAGGAGACCACAGACGAGGAGACCACAGACGAGGACACCACAGACGAGGAGACCACAGACGAGGAGACCACAGACGAGGAGACCACAGACGAGGAGACCACAGACGAGGAGACCACAGACGAGGACACCACAGACGAGGAGACCACAGACGAGGACACCACAGACGAGGACACCACAGACGAGGAGACCACAGACGAGGACACCACAGACGAGGAGACCACAGACGAGGAGACCACAGACGAGGAGACCACAGACGAGGACACCACAGACGAGGAGACCACAGACGAGGAGACCACAGACGAGGAGACCACAGACGAGGAGACCACAGACGAGGAGACCACAGGCGAGGAGACCACAGACGAGGAGACCACAGACGAGGACACCACAGACGAGGAGACCACAGACGAGGAGACCACAGGCGAGGAGACCACAGACGAGGACACCACAGAAGAGGAGACCACAGACGAGGACACCACAGACGAGGAGACCACAGACGAGGAGACCACAGACGUGGAGACCACAGACGAGGAGACUACAGACGAGGAGACCACAGACGUGGAGACCACAGACGAGGAGACCACAGACGAGGAGACCACAGACGAGGAGACCACAGACGAGGAGACCACAGACGAGGAGACCACAGACGUGGAGACCACAGACGAGGACACGACAGACGAGGAGACCACAGACGAGGACACCACAGACGAGGAGACCACAGACGAGGAGACCACAGACGAGGAGACCACAGACGUGGAGACCACAGACGAGGACACCACAGACGAGGAGACCACAGACGAGGAGACCACAGACGAGGAGACCACAGACGAGGAGACCACAGACAGGAGACCACAGACACGAGAGACCACAGACGAGACCACAGACGAGGAGACCACAGACGAGGACACCACAGACGAGGACACCACAGACGAGGAGACCACAGACGAGGACACCACAGACGAGGAGACCACAGACGAGGAGACCACAGACGAGGAGACCACAGGCGAGAGACACAGACGAGAGACCACAGACGAGGAGACCACAGGCGAGGACACCACAGACGAGGAGACCACAGACGAGGAGACCACAGACGAGGACACCACAGACGAGGACACCACAGACGAGGACACCACAGACGAGGACACCACAGACGAGGACACCACAGACGAGGACACCACAGACGAGGAGACCACAGACGAGGAGACCACAGACGAGGACACCACAGUAAG
Procambarus clarkii (red swamp crayfish) is the source of this 1673-nucleotide messenger RNA. The record is from RefSeq and is a predicted model, not a curated record. NCBI's taxonomy places the organism in Eukaryota, Metazoa, Arthropoda, Malacostraca, Decapoda, Cambaridae.